Molecule: messenger RNA, 3462 nt
Organism: Hydractinia symbiolongicarpus
Lineage: Eukaryota; Metazoa; Cnidaria; Hydrozoa; Anthoathecata; Hydractiniidae
Product: gamma-aminobutyric acid type B receptor subunit 2-like
Exons: 16
Coding region: 23-2782 (919 amino acids)
Biological process (GO): gamma-aminobutyric acid signaling pathway; G protein-coupled receptor signaling pathway
Cellular component (GO): G protein-coupled receptor heterodimeric complex; membrane
Molecular function (GO): G protein-coupled GABA receptor activity
Source: RefSeq, a predicted model, not a curated record
CUUAGAAAGAAAAAUCCCAAAAAUGCGAUUACCAAAGGUCUGUUUACAAAUGAUCAUGUUUGGCUUAAUACAAAUGUUGAAAGCGCAGAAUAGAUUUGGAAAUGAAGCCACGUCUGUCACACCGUUAUCAACAAAAAAAUCCGAUUUUCCUGCAACUACCAGUAUACUGUCAAUAUCAAUUGCCGAAAGAGAAGUAGUAACAACGUUGAUGCAAACGAACUCUACAACAAAAUCAACAAAAAAGGAGCAGAAGAGAGAAAAGGCAAACUCAAUCAUAACAAAAGUACCAGUAACACCAAAAAUGAAAUUAUGGACUACAGCAUUUGUUAAUGAAGAAGUUGGUAGUUAUGGUAGCAAGAAAGAACACGACCCAAGUACAGCUAUCUCUGCUCUCAAAGUGGCAGAAGAAUUAAUUAACAAGAACACAACCUUGUUAACAGAUUAUGACUUUCAAGUAACUGCAAAUCCUACAUUAUUUGGUAUUUUUCACGUACUUCCAAAGCUGAUGCCAAUUCUUAGCACAAAAAAGGAGCAUAUGUAUAGCAUCAUUGGACCAGUAAACUCACCAGACUUCGGAGCAUGCAGGUAUAUUAUAGAUAACAGCAAGAAAGCUCUGUUACAGAUGAACAUAGGAGCCACAGAUCCUACAUUUUCUUCAAAAAAACUUAACCCAUACGUGUUUAGUUUGAUACCUUCAUACUCAUCCUUUCAUACGGCAAUCGUUUUCCUUUUUAAAAAGUUUAAUUGGAAACGUGUAGGCCUGUUUUACAUCGUUGGAGCCGAAACGUCAGGAAAUACUGACAUUAAUAUCAAGGUGAUUACUGAUAUGAGCAAAAAAUUCAGCGAAAAUCAAAUUGAAGUAGUUGCAACAGAUUUUGUCACCGUAUUUAACUCAAUAAAUCAUAACCUAACCAAAAACGUAAUUAGAAACAAAUUAAUAUCGUUUAAGGAUAAAGACAUACGCAUAAUUGUGGCAGCGUUUAAUAGAUUUCAAUUGCCAGCCAUAUUAUGUGAGGCUUAUAAGUUAAACAUGACAUCAUCAAAAUACCAAUGGAUUUUAACUAACCAUCCUAGCUACAAGCGCUGGGAAUACUCGGGGACUGAGUGUACGGCAGACGAAGUAGAUAGAGCCAGUAAAAACGUGCUAAUACCAAGACUCUCACUGAAGAGGUCUGACAAUGUGAAUACCGUCGCAAAUAUAAAAGUCAACGAGGUAUGGGAACUAAUAAAGGCCAAACGUCGAGAACUCGAGACAAACCUAUACGAAGAGGAGCUGGAAUAUGACGAAAGAUCUCUGUACGCAUAUGAUACAUUGUGGACUGUCGCGCUGACACUAGACAGGGUUAUAAAGAAGUACAAGUAUACUGGGGAGUCGUUCACAUAUGACAACUUUACAACAUUAGAUAACCUUGUAAAUGAAAUGGAGAAAGUUCAAUUUCAGGGCAUGACUGGUUUUAUACGCUUUGGUCAAAAUCGACGUGGACGAUUGGUAGAUUACACCAAUUUUGAAGUAUAUGGAAUAAAUGGAACUUUUACUCACGUGGGAACAUACAAUGCAAAAAUCAAUCAGGUGGAAUACAAUAUUUCUCAUCAGAAAAAUAUUUUUUCACCACUUGUGUAUGAAAUACCAGUGGACGGUGUCAAAACAAUACACCACCCGGAGAAGUUUAGCACAGCCACUAUUGCAAUUUUGUGGACAUUUUCUUUUUUGGCGACAUGUUUAUCUGUUUACUUUUUUGCUGUUAAUGUAUUCUACAGAAAAAAGGUACUUAUAAAGAUGUCUUCGCCAUACAUAAACAACUUAAUUGUAGCAGGUUGUAUUCUAUGUUAUCUGGCUGUUAUCCUGUAUGGACUGGAUGCCAAAUUAAUUGAUGUGAAUAAAAUACCUAUGACUUGCAACGGUGUUGUGUUUUGUCUUACUUUUGGCUUCACACUCGCAUUUGGAGCCUUAUUUAGCAAAACAUGGAGGAUAUAUCGCAUAUUUACAAGCGCAAGAACAUUACAAGUUAUUGUAAUCAAAGAUAUACACUUGUUUGGCGUCAUCUUUCUAAUGUUAUGUUUGGACAGCGUCAUAUUGACCACGUGGAUGCUUACGUCUCCGUACGAACUGAAAAUUGAAACUGUCAGUUUUGAGGAACGCCUUGAAAUUGACGAAAGACAUGAGCAGAUCAUCUAUCGCUGUAGUUGUCAUUUGCAAGUUCAUUAUGGAGUUGCACUUUUUCUUUAUAAGGGUGUGCUAUUAAUUUUCGGCUUAUUUCUGGCUUGGGAGACAAGACACAUCAAGGUAGCAGCCAUCAAUGACUCCAAAUAUAUAGGUUUGGCAGUUUACAAUGUCGGCGUUCUAGCAUCGAUUGGUUCUAUUUGUUCAUUGGCAUUGUAUCAGACAACGUUUUAUACAGAGCUUUAUGUCGUCUUGGCGUUAUGCGUUUUGUUAUGUACAACAUUAACACUUAUAUUCGUGUUUGGACCAAAGGUCAAAUUGAUAAGGAAGAAUUUCGAAGAUCCUAACUUUAAAAACGGUAGACCAGUUCUAAACAGUACGGGACCAUCACAGCGAGCAUCAAACACAACGUAUUACAACAAAUCAGAGGGAAAUGCAUCAGAAUAUCAAAAUCAAAGAAGAGACGUUAUAAGCAAUAACGACGCAGAUUUUCACACCAUCCCAAGAAAGGGGACAGUAGAGAGCGAUUACAGCGACGAACAAUCGCCUAUUGUUCGAAAACACGAAUGCAUGAAAUCCAAUUACUGCCAAAAUAUCUUUGUAAAUAAAUAUUCUGAAUAAAUGCAGCAGUGCAUGUCCCUGAGAACUUCGAACACGAAAAUUAAAGAAAGUGUAAAGGUAUUUAGUAAUUCAUCCCAGAUUAAGUAAAUUCACAGAAAACAAGCUUGAAUUAAAUCAGAUCAUAAAUUAGAUAAAAGUAAUUAACUACUUAUCGUUGUUAGUUCCUACAAGUUGUUUACAACUUCGCUAAAACUACCAAAUGGUUGGCAUACACUAAAAACCCAACAAAAGAGAACUUGUACAAAAAAACAAAAUAUAACUGCUGUGAUAUAAUGCACCGUAUCGGAGAAUAGCGAAAAAACUAGAUUUGUCGUACAAAUUAUUCUUAGCGUUUCGUAGCCAGAUAUUUUGUGUUAUGAGUUUUUUUGCCAUGAAAUAAUAAAAUAAAUAUGCUCACUUUCACAUUUUCCUUUCCGGAAGGAAGACCAUAUAUACUAAAGCAUCACGUGCACCACGAUCGUGCACCUCAUAAUAUAAUCUUGAAAAUACAUAUUUUUUUUAUUAUAGUUAGUAUAAGUAAAAAAUGUUUAAUCAAAAAUCACGCAUUUCAAUAAUUUUUUAGCCAACAUGUACAAUCAUUUUUGUAUAUAACUUUUUCUAAUAUUUAUCAUUUUUUCCUCCUUGUAAAUUUAUAGGUCCGUGUUUUGACAAAGCGUUACUAUUAACAUUUUAUUAUUAAA